AUGUGUGACGAUGAUGUAGCUGCUCUCGUGGUAGAUAAUGGUUCCGGGAUGUGCAAAGCCGGCUUCGCUGGUGAUGAUGCUCCAGAGCUGUCUUUCCCUCGAUCGUUGGUCGCCCACGACAUCCAAGGUGUCAUGGUUGGAAUGGGUCAGAAGGAUUCCUAUGUCGGAGAUGAGGCCCAGUCGAAGAGGGGUAUUUUGACACUUAAAUACCCAAUUGAACAUGGAAUUGUGACCAACUGGGAUGAUAUGGAGAAGAUUUGGCAUCACACCUUCUACAACGAGCUUCGUGUUGCCCCUGAAGAGCACCCUGUUCUCCUUACGGAAGCUCCUCUCAAUCCGAAGGCUAACCGGGAGAAAAUGACCCAGAUCAUGUUCGAAACUUUCAACACACCGGCCAUGUAUGUAGCUAUUCAAGCCGUGUUGUCAUUGUAUGCGUCAGGUCGCACGACUGGUAUCGUCCUUGAUACUGGGGAUGGAGUCACCCACACUGUACCUAUCUACGAGGGUUAUGCUUUACCGCACGCAAUUCUGCGUUUGGACUUGGCGGGUCGUGAUCUCACUGACUACAUGAUGAAAAUACUGACCGAGAGAGGAUAUUCCUUCACAACCACUGCCGAGAGGGAAAUCGUGAGAGAUAUCAAGGAGAAACUUUGUUAUGUUGCGCUCGACUUUGAACAAGAAAUGGCUACCGCUGCAUCGUCGUCAUCGCUUGAGAAGAGUUAUGAGCUUCCUGAUGGACAGGUUAUCACCAUUGGUAAUGAGCGGUUCCGAUGUCCGGAGGCGUUGUUCCAACCGUCGUUCCUCGGAAUGGAGUCAACUGGAAUCCAUGAAACCACUUACAACUCCAUUAUGAAGUGCGACGUCGAUAUCCGAAAGGACUUGUACGCCAAUACCGUUCUCUCUGGUGGUACAUCGAUGUUCCCUGGAAUCGCGGAUCGAAUGCAAAAAGAGAUAACAAACCUCGCACCAAGCACCAUGAAGAUCAAGAUUAUUGCACCACCUGAGCGCAAAUACUCUGUAUGGAUUGGAGGAUCUAUUCUCGCUUCCCUGUCGACGUUCCAACAGAUGUGGAUUUCCAAGCAAGAGUACGAUGAAUCUGGGCCGUCUAUUGUUCACCGCAAGUCGUAA
Molecule: messenger RNA, 1128 nt
Organism: Ostertagia ostertagi
Lineage: Eukaryota; Metazoa; Nematoda; Chromadorea; Rhabditida; Trichostrongylidae
Source: the annotation of a GenBank genome assembly